UUCUGCCACCCUCACACACACACCAGCCUCCUGUCUCUGCACCGAGGACACUCCUGGGUGUGUGUGAGAGAGACAGAGCGUGUCUACCUUUCUCUGUGCUGGACCUUUAAUCCUUUUCACCCCAACUCCAAGAUCGAGCCCCCACUCGUCCUCUCCUCCUCGACCCGCUGGGAAGAAAACAUGACGGACGCAGCAACCAACAUGCGGCUGAAGCUGCCGAUCAUCUGCUUCAUCCUGGAGAUCAUCCUCAUCAUCCUCUUCGGCGUCUUGGUGCAGUACAACGAGGAGACGGAUGCAAAGGAGUGGCAUGAAACAAACCGAACCGACUAUGAGAACGACUUCUACUACCGCUACCCGAGUUUCCAGGAUGUGCAUGUGAUGAUCUUCAUCGGUUUCGGCUUCCUUAUGACCUUCCUGCAGCGCUAUGGCUUCAGCAGCGUGGGUUUCAACUUCCUCAUCGCAGCUUUUGCCCUGCAGUGGGCCACCCUCAUGCAGGGCUUCUUCCACGGUAUGCAUGAAGGCAAGAUCCACAUCGGGGUGGAGAGUAUGAUCAAUGCUGAUUUCUGCACCGGCUCUGUGCUCAUCUCAUUUGGAGCCGUUUUGGGUAAAACCAGCCCCGUCCAGCUGCUGGUCAUGGCAUUGUUCGAGGUCACACUGUUUGCAGUCAAUGAGUACAUCCUGCUGUCUGUGCUGGGGACCAGGGAUGCCGGUGGCUCCAUGACCAUCCACACGUUUGGAGCCUACUUCGGCCUCAUGGUGACCCGAAUCCUAUACCGGCCAAACCUGGAUAAGAGCAAACACCGAAACAGCUCAGUCUACCAUUCUGAUCUAUUCGCUAUGAUUGGUACCAUCUACCUGUGGAUGUUCUGGCCCAGCUUCAACUCUGCCAUCACUGCUCAUGGAGACGACCAGCACCGCACAGCCAUGAACACCUACUACUCUCUGGCAGCCUGCACUCUGUCCACAUACGGCAUGUCCGCCCUCACAGCACACGACGGCAAGCUGGACAUGGUCCACAUCCAAAAUGCUGCCCUAGCCGGUGGAGUCGCAGCGGGAACAGCUGGUGAAAUGAUGCUGACACCUUACGGCUCCAUGAUUGUCGGUUUCUUGGCUGGCAUCAUCUCUGUUCUGGGCUUCAAGUACCUCUCACCCGUCCUGGAGGAAAAACUCAAAAUCCAAGACACCUGCGGGGUUCACAAUCUUCAUGGCAUGCCCGGCAUCCUGGGUGCCAUUGUGGGAGCGGUGACUGCUGCUGUGGCAACUGUAGAUGUUUAUGGAGACGGUAUGAAAGACGUGUUCCCUGAUGUGGCAAGCGGAGAAGUUGAUGCGUCUUACCAGGGCGGUAUUCAGGCCGCUUCCCUUGCUGUCACCCUCGGCAUUGCCCUGCUGGGAGGACUGAUUGUCGGUUUCAUUUUGAAGCUGCCCGUCUUCGGUGCUCCUUCUGACACCAUCUGCUAUGAGGACAACAUCUACUGGGAGGUGCCUGGAGAGGAAGCGGAUCAUGACGGCCAGUCGACCGCUGUGAGGAUGGAGGAGUCUGAGAAGCUCAACAGUUAGACGCACACACACAGAGACAGAAUUACACACACACUGUGAGGUUUUAACAUCGUAGUACUUGAGUAUUACACCCUUUAGGUUGUUAAAAAAAAAGUGCCUCAUUGUGCUCAUGUCAACCACCACAUGUGUUUUUAGGUGAGAAAAAAAACUUUUUUUAUUCUGCAAAAAUAAAACUAAUCUCCAUUUUAAAGGUUUUUGUCAGCUUUGCCCACUAGAGGUCGAUCUAGAGCUAUGACACGCCGUGCUACAGGCCUGUGAAAGACUGCAUUGGGAAAUGAUGUGUCUAUUUGAUGAAAGAUGCUGUCUAAUUGUCCCCUAAACCAGGCCAAGACACGGUUACAGAAUUAAAUUUCCGCAGCCGGUUCAAACCAAAGACAAACAGACUCCAUUCAAUAGGAACGGCCUCAAUGAGUCUUGGGAAAUAUACAUUUUUUAAAUGGAUUACAUUUUCACAGCAAACCAAUUUUGUUUUUACAAUUUUCUUUAUUUUAAAUAAAGAAUUUUCAUGCAAAACAAUGCAGAGGCCUAAUGAUCUUUUUUAUGUAUAAAUUACCUCCUGAUACUUUAGGUUUGGGAUUUUCUAUGAUUUUAUUUUUCGUAUUAAACUGUUUAUGAUUAGUUAGAAUAGAAAUGUUACUGUUGGUUCAGGUAUGUACCUUUGUAUGACAGAUCACUUUUAGAUUGGCCUAAAGAUGAUGGCUGCAUCGGCUGAAACAAUUAAUGUGAACUGAAAGUAUUUUGAAACAUACUGGAUUAGUUUUUGGCAAAAUAAAUUGUUCAAGUGUG
This is a messenger RNA of Morone saxatilis (striped sea-bass), 2343 nucleotides long. It is a transcript of the gene rhbg, whose product is annotated as Rh family B glycoprotein. The coding region runs from base 181 to 1557 and encodes 458 amino acids. The transcript has 10 exons. The record is from RefSeq and is a predicted model, not a curated record. Gene Ontology annotation, biological process: ammonium homeostasis; ammonium transmembrane transport. Gene Ontology annotation, molecular function: ammonium channel activity. Gene Ontology annotation, cellular component: plasma membrane. Lineage: Eukaryota; Metazoa; Chordata; Actinopteri; Moronidae.